CUUCUAAACCCCGUCUCCUUAUUCUUCUUCUUCUUCCUCUUUCCCUCUCUCUCUCUCUCUCCUCUUCCGAUUCUCGGGGGGUACGAAGGAGAAGCGGCGAUGGCGGCGUCGGCGAGCGUUCUCGUGGACAAGGCGACGAGCAACCUCUUGCUUGGCCCCGAUUGGGCUAUGAACAUGGAGAUAUGCGACUUGAUCAAUUCCAACCACUGGCAAACAAAAGACGUGGUGAAAGCUGUGAAGAAGCGGCUACAAAGUAAGAACCCUAGGGUUCAGUUUCUCGCUUUAACGCUUUUGGAGACAAUGAUGAAGAACUGUGGUGAUUAUGUUCAUUCUGAAGUUGUCGGGCGCGAUAUUCUCCAAGAGAUGAUUAAUAUUGCCAUGAAAACAUCUGAUGGGCAAGUGAGGCAUAAAAUUCUAUUGCUUUUGGAUUCUUGGCAAGAAGCAUUUGGACCUGGAGGGAGGCACCCCCAGUAUUACUGGGCAUACGUUGAAUUGAAGAGAUACGGAGUAGCGUUCCCUGACCGUCCACCAAAUUCCCCGCCAAUACUUACUCCUAGUAGACUUUCAACAACUUCACCAAGAUAUUAUCAGCCUCCCUAUGGUUCAUCGAGCAAUUCUUCUAGAAGUCUUAAUGAAGUAAUGGCAUCAGAUGUGGCAAAUCUGAGUUUAUCGCACUUGAAGAACAUUAGAAAUGUGUCGGAGCUCUUAAACGAAAUGUUGCGAGAGGUGAACCCAAAUAAUCGGGAGUCUGUGAAAGAUGAAGUAAUAGUGGAUCUUGUCAAUCAGUGUCGUACCAACCAAAAGAAGAUAAUGGAGUUGGUUAGUUCAACAGGUGAUGAGGAGCUCCUGGGGGAAGGCCUUGCCUUAAAUGAUAGCCUACAAAGUCUACUUGCAAAGCAUGAUGCAAUAGCCUCCGGCUCACCUUUACCAAUCGAAGCACCUGUGCAUCGGCCGAUCCCAAAGGAACCUGUGAAGAUUACCACUCCUGCAAUCAAGAAGUUUGAAGAUGAAGCGGAUGACGAUGAUGGUUUCGCCCAGUUGGCUCAAAGGAACUUGAGGGCAAACAAAUCUGCACAAAAUGAUGAUCAUGAAGUCUCAUCGAACAAGAGCGACCUUACCUCUUUAAGCACCAAUGCAAGCACUUCGGACGAAGCCUCAUCCUCUGUUGCGAGCAACGCGUUGGUCCCGCUCGACCCACCUAUUUCUCCAGUUAAAACUAUCGACAAAGAACAAGACAUGAUCGACUUCUUGGCCAUCACUCUAUCCGAAAACCCUAAUCCUUCUCCAGCACCAAUCCCAAAUGAAUCUCCAACUUCAGCUCCCCCGAUCGGGGUAGGGCAACCUUCCGGCCCCCAGCCUUUCCCACAAAACGAAGCAUACAAUCCCUACAACAGUUAUGUUGCACCUUGGGCUCAAAAAGCCCUUCCACCACCUCAGCCUCAACCUUAUUAUACAUACAGCUAUCCUCCCCCGCCAUGGGCUUAUCCCGGAAGCUCGAACCCUAGUGCUACUCCAUCAACUUCUUCCUAUCAAGUCCCAGCUUCUACUACAGUCCCCACACCUCAGCCUAUGCAGCGAUACAAUUCAUUUGGAUCAUCAGGCGCGGCAUUUGGAUCAUCGGGCGUAAAUAAUGUACAGACUACAGCACCAGAACCUCAGGCGAGCGUCAACUCGAAACCCUAUUAUAUGCCCGAUAGGCUAUUUGAGGAUUUGAUUGAUUUAAAGAGCGUAAGAAGUGGGAAUAAGAUGAGCAACACGUCGACUGGCAUGUCGGGCGCGUCUGGUCAACCGAUGAUUGGUGGACGGAAAUGAAAAUUCUCGUUCGCGUAUGAUACAAUUGGAUUGGCGAGUUUUCUUUUCAUGGUUUCCCAUGUAUAUUUGAUUUUUAUAUGUAUAUUUAUUACAUUUUCUUAACAUUUAUCUGUAUUUAUAAUACUUAUCCUGUAGUUACAGUGAACAUGUAUGACGGUUUAGCUGGGAUUAUUUCCUGGAAACAUUGUUUACUGAUUAAUGGGAGUUUCUUCGGAUGGUGUAUAUACUGAAAUGGUCUAUUUUUUGGGUGUUUUUAUUUUAA
This is a messenger RNA of Ananas comosus (pineapple), 2074 nucleotides long. RefSeq names its product target of Myb protein 1-like. NCBI's taxonomy places the organism in Eukaryota, Viridiplantae, Streptophyta, Magnoliopsida, Poales, Bromeliaceae. Gene Ontology annotation, biological process: protein transport to vacuole involved in ubiquitin-dependent protein catabolic process via the multivesicular body sorting pathway. The coding region runs from base 100 to 1812 and encodes 570 amino acids. The transcript is spliced from 9 exons. Gene Ontology annotation, molecular function: phosphatidylinositol binding; ubiquitin binding. The record is from RefSeq and is a predicted model, not a curated record.